Messenger RNA from Hipposideros armiger (great roundleaf bat), 3837 nucleotides. It is a transcript of the gene TMEM53, whose product is annotated as transmembrane protein 53. The transcript is spliced from 3 exons. The record is from RefSeq and is a predicted model, not a curated record. Bases 105 to 935 code for a protein of 276 amino acids. Lineage: Eukaryota; Metazoa; Chordata; Mammalia; Chiroptera; Hipposideridae.
CAGGGAUUGGGCAGCGUCGGGUAGGGGGUGGUGAUCCAGUGAGGCGCUGGCGUGCUAGCGGGAGUUCCGGCGGGAGGCCCGUGCUGAGGGCCGGCGCCUUCACCAUGCUCUCGGCUGAGCUGGACUACACCAUCGAGAUCCCGGAUCAGCCUUGCGGGAUCCAGGAGAACAGCGAAGGCGGGAAGGAGGCUGGGACUCAACAGCCUCUGGUGAUUCUUUUGGGCUGGGGUGGCUGCACUGACAAGAACCUUGCCAAGUACAGCGCCAUCUACCACAAAAGGGGCUGCAUCGUGAUCCGAUACACAGCCCCGUGGCACAUGGUCUUCUUCUCCGAGUCCCUGGGCAUCCCUUCACUUCGUGUUUUGGCCCAGAAGCUACUUGAGCUCCUCUUUGAUUACGAGGUUGAGAAGCAGCCCCUGCUCUUCCAUGUCUUCAGCAACGCCGGUGUCAUGCUGUACCGAUACGUGCUGGAGCUCCUGCAGACCCAUCGGCGCUUCUGCCACCUGCGUGUGGUGGGCACCAUCUUUGACAGCGGUCCUGGUGAUAGCAACCUGGUGGGGGCUCUGCGGGCCCUGGCAGCCAUCCUGGAGCACCGGCCUGCCAUGCUGCGCCUGAUGCUCCUGGUGGCUUUCACCCUGGUGGCAAUCCUGUUCCACGUCCUGCUCGCUCCACUUACUGCCCUCUUCCACACCCACUUCUAUGACAGGCUACUUGAUGCAGCCUCUCGCUGGCCCGAGCUCUACCUCUACUCGAGGGCUGAUGAGGUGGUCAUGGCCAGGGACGUGGAACGUAUGGUGGAGGCACGCCUGGCACACCAGGUCCUGGUGCACUCUGUGGACUUUGUGUCAUCCGCACAUGUCAGCCACCUCCGCGACUACCCUACUUACUACACAAACCUGUGUGUCAACUUUAUGCGCAGCUGUGUCCACUGCUAGGGUUCUUGCCCCACCCACCUCACCCCUUCUCCAGAAAUAAAUACCUGACAUCUCUACAACCUAUGCCCAUAGGUGGGGUCCUCUUCUGGUUCAACUCCCUACGGCCGUUGGGACUUUGUGGUCCCGCAAGUGGAGAACUCCCUUGGGUCUCUGUCCUGGGGGACUGUGGUGGCCUGCUUCUCCAGGGAUGUUAGAGGGUGGGGGGUGGGAGUGGUUAGGCAUGUCUCUGCGGGAGCCUUGCAGUGGUUGUGUUUGGACAAGUGCAUCAGUCAGGCUGCUGAUUCCUCUGGCAGUUAGACUGUUAGGAGUAACCAAUGGGGGGGGGGGUUUGCCGGUGAGAGGGUAGAUGAUGAGCCCCAGGGUUGAUCCCUGAUUCCUUGAAUGGAAGGUGAGCUUUGGGAGGUGCCAGAGGGUAGGAUCAGUCUGGGGCAGGGGCUGUGCUCUCUGCUGCAAGGCCCCCUGAAGGGCAGAGCCCCACAGCAUGAAGCACCAUCCCCGUGGAUCUCAUUUGGCAGUUCAUGCAGAGAGACUUUUCUGACCUCAUUGCCAGGGAGUCUGAGGUAGAAGUCAGAUGAGAAACUAAGGACGCAGAGGUGCCAGGCCAACCCGGGUCCACCACUUUGCCAGGAAGCCACUGGAUCCAGGAAAGUUGUAAGGUGUGUUUGUGUAAUGGGCAAAUGGAGUGGGGAACAGGAAGACAGCAACACCACACGGGAGCUGGGACAAGUGAAGUCAGGAGCCCUGAAGCCCAGCUUGAGGGCAAGGGGCUGCCGUUUGGCUGAAACAAACUCCCUCAUCUCCUUGAGGGAGACCCACUUGAUCCUCUCUAGGAAGGAGUGGUGGCUUUAGCUUUCGAGUUCUGUAUCAUCUAUCAUUCAAGUCACUGCUGCACAUGCUGGCACAUAGUAGGUAUUCAGUAACUAUUUGUUGAUUGAAGGAGCUUACUGUGGUGAUUGAGGGACUUAGGAAGCAGGGAUGCGCUUUGAAAGUUUGACAGGCAGUGAAGGAGAUGGCUGGAAAAGCGCCGGGUGGGAGCUGAGUCCUGAUACUCUCGGAGCUGAUGGACCCUCUGUCUCCUGAGCUGAGCUGUCUGCAUUCAGUCCUCUGGGACCUCUGGGGACAGUUGCAGCUGAGUCCUAUGCUGUGUCUGCAUUCUUAGCCAUGGCCAAUAGGUGGCAGUGCUGCCUGUGCCAUGAGACAGCUCAAUCCCACAGCAGGGUGGGCUUCAUGCCCUCACCCUGGGUUAAUGUCCCCUAUUAAGAGAGCAUAUGGCCCGCAGGUGGAAGUAACCAGCCAUCGGGGACCUACUGAGUCCAAGGCAGGAAGAGUUGAGACCUGAAAGGAGCAAGCCUGAUGGGAACUGGGCAUGGCCCACUUCUCUUGCAAACCUUCACUGUGGCUGCUCCACCUCAACAGGCCACAUAGAUUCCCUAGACUCUUAGGCCUCAGGGUCUGGUGUUCAGGAUAUUUGGAGCCAUCAAGCUGGGCAUGGGGCUGUGAAGGAGGGCUCUAACCAGGGUGAUUUGUCAUUGGGUGCAAGAGGCGGCAGGAGCUGCCUACUGGACCUGAUUGUAGUAUGUGCCCACCAUGGGCAUCCCAGAGAUUGGUGUCUAAAGUAGGGGGUUUGGGAAGAUGGAGGGUAGGCCUGGCAUGUGAGAAUGUGUAAAGGAAAGGAAUCUGGAGUUAUGGAUAUACUCUGGGGUCUUGAAUUUUAGUUUUAUUUUCUCAAAACCAGAUUUUCUGUGGCGGGCGAGGCAUCUGCAGCUUUGAGCACCUGCCCGACCAGGUGCCCAGAUGCUGAUCGUUCACCGGUGGUGGGAAGCUGUGAGGAGGAGGAUUUGACAAAGCACCACCUCUAGUGCUAGCUGCCCAGCCUCAGUUCCCUGACUUGAAGGUCCAUCUGGGAUAAUAGGGGUUUCUACUGUUUCUCUUAUGAUCCAGGCGGUAGCUAAUACUGGGCUAUUGGUCACUAGGUUGGAGUAGAAAAAAGCCAUGGGGGUGGCUGAGAUGGUUCGUUUUGGUCCCUGGCUCAUUUCAGGGGAUUAGAAAGGGAUAGAGGCUUGGGGCUUGUGUUUUCACCCCGGCUUAUAGCUGCUCCUGCCCUGGAUUGGGGGAUAGAGCUUGUAUCCCCUCUAUACCCCCAAGCUCUGACCUCUUCUGUGAUUAAUGAGCUGACGAUUCUGCAUCAAUAAGGAAUUAACCUGGAGCCCCUACCCAUCAAUAGUCAGGAGUCUAGGCCCCUGGCCCCACCCCCACCCGACGUGGUGCUCCAGGGUCCCUGAGCAGACCAAGUCUGCACUGCUUUACACACCCAUAGCCAAGUCCUUUCCACCACAUUGCUGCCAGGAAUGAACCCGUGUCUCUGUCCACACCACCCCAUCACCCAUCCCUCACUACACACAUACACAUGGGCACUAGCUGUUUAUAUUGGUUUAAUCCAUGUCAAAUGUAGUUUACAAAGGGAAAGGACAAGUACCUUUGUAUAGAAUAUACAGACACAGCAUCACACCAUGGGGCCCACGGGAGGGGUGGGGGAGACAACACUUUUCCCUGGGAACAGCAGCUCUAAUCCCAGAAAUGAUUCUUGGCAGAAGGCUGGGCACCCAGAAGCCUCAUCCAGCCCCAAUCUCAGCCCCUGCUUCAGUUUGGUUCCCAUUUUCUGUGCCUCCCCCCCCCCCCAAACUCCUUAUCAGGGGCCCCAGGAGCUAAGACUAAGGAGAGGAUCAUGUUCCGUGGGGCAUGUGCCCCAUGUCUGGGAGAAGAAAUAUACACCACUGAACACUGAGCACAUAGGAGGGGACACCACGGGAGAGGGAGAGGCAGGUACCCCAAGGGGUGGAUGGGCCGAGCCCCCAGCCAGCCCUGAAGGGGGCACUGCUUCCAGGUGUUCUUAAAAAAAAAA